Molecule: messenger RNA, 2080 nt
Organism: Elaeis guineensis (African oil palm)
Lineage: Eukaryota; Viridiplantae; Streptophyta; Magnoliopsida; Arecales; Arecaceae
Product: GATA transcription factor 7
Biological process (GO): regulation of DNA-templated transcription; cell differentiation
Cellular component (GO): nucleus
Molecular function (GO): zinc ion binding; sequence-specific DNA binding
Source: RefSeq, a predicted model, not a curated record
AUGGGAACUCAUAAUCAUACCCUCCACAUUUGUUAAUCCACGCGCAUCGCGCCCGUAUCUCUCGCCAUUGAUGAGCACCGCAAUUUAUACCGUAAAGAUACUGGCAAAUUUUUUUUUUUGGUAGAUAACGUACAGGCAUUUAUUAGCUUAUAAGUAAAAUAAUAAAAGGUGGGGAAAAAGAGAGUAAGUGGGUGAUGGGCGUUGGAGGUCCGGGGUAGUAAUAGGAGGGGGCUGGGGAGGAACAGGGCAAUUGCUACGCCCACGGACUUUUUCAGCCAUUCAAUGACCCACCAAACGCCCAUCUCUUCUUCUUCCCCUCUCGUUUCUUUCAACUCCCCCACCACCACCACCACGAACACCACCACCUCCUCCUCUUCUCUCCUUUGUUGCCCUCUCCAAUCCCGUUCUCAUUUCGACUCCACUCAGGGUAGAAGAAUGGAGGCGCUGAAGAGUAGUUUGAGGUGGGAGCCGUCGGCCCCCUCCGGCCAGCAGCACCACCAGGGCCUCCUGGCCGACGACCAGCCCUGGGCCGCCUUAGAGAGAGGCAACAUCCUAGGGGAUGGGUUCUCGGUGGACGACCUCCUUGACCUGGGAGGUUUCGCCGAGCCGGAAAAGGAAACAGAGGAGAAGCCGGAGACAGCAGCUGGGUCCACGGAAGCGGAUGAGAACUCCAACUCCUUGUUGUCCUCCUCCUCCGCCCUGUCCUUCCAACCACGGCCGCCUUCGGAUAUUAGUCUUCCUAUGAGUCCUCUGCCGUUAAUGGCUCACGAUGUGGAAGAGCUGGAAUGGGUUUCGCUCAUCAUCGACGACUCCCUCUCGGAGUUCCCGCCGUCGUGCUCUGACGUCGUGCUGCCCUUCCCGCCGCCGCUCCCUAAGCCCCAGGCCGUGUCCCCGCCCGAGAACCUUCCAGCACCCUUGCUGAGCCCCACCGUCUGCGCCCUCUCCACCGAGGCCCUCGUCCCGGUCAAGGCCAAGCGCAGCAAACGCUCCCGCUCCGCCGGCGCCGGCUGGUCCCUCUCCGGCCUGCCCCCGUUCACCAACUCCUCCGCCUCCUCCUCCUCCACCACCACUACCACCACCUCAUCCUCGUCUUCCUGCUGCUCCUCGUCGUCGUCCUUCGAUUCCUAUCUCAUCUACGACCCCACCGGCGCCGGCGUGUACAACCUCCUCGACGGUAACCCGCUUCCGCUACCGCCGCUGCCGUCCAAGAAGCAGAAAACUAAGAAGAGGGGCCGGAAGCCGAAGCCCCCGCAGGCUGCGUCCGCGGCCUCCGGCGGUGGCGGUGAGCGGCGGUGCAGCCACUGCGGGGUCCAGAAGACGCCGCAGUGGCGUGCGGGACCGCUGGGCGCGAAGACUCUCUGCAACGCCUGCGGCGUCCGGUACAAGUCCGGCCGCCUCCUGCCGGAGUACCGGCCGGCGUGCAGCCCCACCUUCGUCACAGACGUCCACUCCAACAGCCACCGCAAAGUCCUCGAGAUGCGCCGCAAAAAGGAGGCCGAGCUCGUCGCCGCCGCCGCCCCGCCGGUCCCCUCCUUUUAACCGGCCUGGACCACUCCGGUUCGGCCGUACAUUUUGAACCGCCCCCUUCUCAUAAUUAGUCUGUAACGGUUCAUAUUUUAUUUUUUUGGCCCCCCUCCUUUUUGUAGAGGCUUAGCUUUCCGUGUUCUUUAGUUUUUUUUUUUCGUAGCUUUUUAUGAGGUCAUAGGUAGUGCAAAUUUGCGAUCUUUUAAUUUAUUUGUUGUGUUUCAGUUAGAAAAGGCAGGUUUUGAUGGGGGGAGGGGUGGUUGGGGAAUGGAUGAGUAGUGGGAGGAGACAGGUAUUAUUAGAUUUUAGACCCUAGUCUGGAAUUGGGUAUCUAACUUGAUUGCUUUCCUCUUUUAGUCAAUGAGAGAUAGUUAGAUAUCAAAGGGGUAGUAUGAUAUAUUUGGUAUGGCAUCAUUUGUAAUACAUCCAUCCAUAUACAUAGAUAGGUUGCAUCCACAUAGAUGGGAUAUAUUAUAAUUUCUAUUUGUAUCUGCUUUGCAGUAGAUUAAUGGGAGGAUUCUUCAAAUCGAAUUUACUCUUUCUCAGUUUUUAUUCU